CGAAACCUCAUCGAAAGAUUUCACAAACACCUCAUAUCACUCCCUAUCCUCCACAACUCCGCCAUGGCGUCCCGGAGACUAGCUUUGAACCUCUCGCAGGGGCUGCGAAGCCGGGCAGCUCUUUCCAGAGCGAGCCCUCUCACCCGGGGCUUCGCCACGCCCGCCAGCACCCCCUUCGGCAAGACUCAGACGACAACCUUGAAGAACGGACUGACGGUCGCUACCGACUACUCCCCCUUCGCCCAGACCUCCACCGUCGGUGUUUGGAUCGAUGCCGGCUCAAGGGCUGAGACCGACGAGACCAAUGGCACCGCCCACUUCCUCGAGCACCUUGCCUUCAAGGGUACCUCGAACCGAACGCAACAGCAGCUCGAGCUCGAGAUCGAGAACAUGGGUGGUCACCUGAACGCCUACACCUCGCGCGAGAACACCGUCUACUUCGCCAAGGCCUUCAACUCCGACGUUCCCCAGUGCGUCGACAUCCUCGCCGAUAUUCUCCAGAACUCCAAGCUCGAGGAGUCUGCCAUUGAGCGCGAGCGCGACGUCAUCCUCCGCGAGUCCGAGGAGGUCGAGAAGCAGAUGGAGGAGGUUGUCUUCGACCACCUUCACGCCACCGCCUACCAGCACCAGCCCCUCGGUCGCACCAUCCUCGGCCCCCGUGAGAACAUCCGCGACAUCACCCGCACCGAGCUCACCAGUUACAUCAAGAACAACUACACCGCUGACCGCAUGGUCCUCGUCGGCGCUGGCGGUAUCCCCCACGAGAAGCUCGUCGAGCUCGCCGAGAAGAACUUCGGCGGCCUUGCCUCCACCAGCCCCCAGACCCAGGCUUACCUGCUCUCCAAGCAGAAGGCCGACUUCAUCGGUUCCGAUGUCCGUGUUCGCGACGACAACAUCCCCACUGCCAACAUCGCCAUCGCCGUUGAGGGUGUCAGCUGGAACAGCGACGACUACUACACUGCUCUUGUUGCUCAGGCCAUCGUUGGCAACUACGACAAGGCCAUUGGCAACGCCCCCCACCAGGGCAGCAAGCUUAGCGGCUUCGUCCACAAGCACGACAUCGCCAACAGCUUCAUGUCCUUCUCUACCAGCUACAGCGACACUGGUCUCUGGGGUAUCUACCUCGUCACCGACAAGGCUGACCGCAUCGACGACCUCGUCUACUUCGCUCAGCGCGAGUGGAUGCGUCUGAGCCGUAACGUCAGCGAGGCCGAGACUGAGCGCGCCAAGGCCCAGCUCAAGGCUUCUAUUCUCCUGUCCCUCGAUGGCACCACUGCCAUCGCCGAGGACAUCGGCCGCCAGCUCAUCACCACCGGCCGCCGUGCCAGCCCCGCCGAGAUCGAGCGCACCAUCGACGCUAUUACCGAGAAGGAUGUUAUGGACUUUGCCAGCAGGAAGCUUUGGGACCAGGACAUCGCCAUCAGCGCCGUUGGGAACAUUGAGGGUCUCUUCGACUACGCCAGACUUAGGGCCACCAUGAAGCCCAAGUACUAA
Messenger RNA from Colletotrichum gloeosporioides, 1494 nucleotides. Its product is annotated as Mitochondrial-processing peptidase subunit beta. Gene Ontology annotation, cellular component: mitochondrion. The record is from RefSeq and is a predicted model, not a curated record. The transcript has 5 exons. Gene Ontology annotation, molecular function: metalloendopeptidase activity; metal ion binding. The annotation marks the transcript as partial. NCBI's taxonomy places the organism in Eukaryota, Fungi, Ascomycota, Sordariomycetes, Glomerellales, Glomerellaceae.